Molecule: messenger RNA, 522 nt
Organism: Sitophilus oryzae (rice weevil)
Lineage: Eukaryota; Metazoa; Arthropoda; Insecta; Coleoptera; Curculionidae
Product: craniofacial development protein 2-like
Exons: 1
Coding region: 1-522 (173 amino acids)
Source: RefSeq, a predicted model, not a curated record
AUGGGCCAAUAUGACCAUUUCUACAGUGGAGUAUCUAAAGACCGAAGAGCACAACUAGGAGUAUCUGUACUUAUAAAAAGAAACCUUAGAAAACAUGUGCAUUCAUGGGAAGCUAUCAGUGAACGAAUCAUUAAGAUAAAUAUGACGGUACGUGAAAAUAGAAUAACUAUCUUUGGGGUAUAUUGUAUAGACGAUGACUCUUUAGUAAAUGUUAAAGACAAGUUUUUCGAAGAUCUGAAUAACGAAAUAACAAAAGUGGGAAAAAUUAGAGAAAUCAUUAUACUAGGAGACUUGAACUGCAGAGUUGGCAAAAGUACAGAUAGCCAAGUUGUAGGACCCUAUGGAGAAGAUACAAAAAAUGACAACGGAAAUCGACUAAUAGCCUUAUGCGUACAGAAUGACUUUAAAAUAAUGAAUGGAUUCUACCAACAUCGAGAUAUACACAAAUACACAUGGAUACAAAAUACAAGGGGAUUAAGAUCUAUAAUUGACUAUAAUAUCAUUAAAAAAACUCCAAACUAA